Molecule: messenger RNA, 1467 nt
Organism: Aureobasidium pullulans EXF-150
Lineage: Eukaryota; Fungi; Ascomycota; Dothideomycetes; Dothideales; Saccotheciaceae
Exons: 1
Coding region: 346-1335 (329 amino acids)
Source: RefSeq, a predicted model, not a curated record
UCUAUUCCUGUAGUCUACGCUACAGUCCCUGCUACUACUGCCACCGCCACAACUGUUUCUUACUCCAGCGAGGCAGCCGCAGCUGCUGUCACCUCAGCACUUGAGGCCAACCCCAGUGAUGCGUUCCCUCUGGACAACAACAUUGCCAAGCGUGCCACUUCUACCAUCUGUCAAACCCAACCCACUGGCGCUGGCCCUGUCCCUACUGACGACAGUGCAUCUGCCUUCUUGGCUCUGCCCGACUUCUCCGCAUCGGCCACCGCAGCAGCUGCCGCCACAGCCAUUCCUUCCGGCUAUGUGAACACCUUUGUCAACCAGAAGGCAUCCAACAAUGCCUACGGUUACAUGGGUUACACCCUCCUUACUAGUUACGACGCUCAGGCUUGCGCAGACAAGUGCACCAAGAUCAACGGAUGCCAGGCUUUCAACAUCUACUUCGAGCGUGACCCUACUGUCAACCCCGACGAUUCUAGCUGCAGCAACCCUGCGUCCACCACGCAAAUCAAAUGCGUGUACUGGUCAGGUCCCGUUACAAAUGACAACGCAAACAAUGCUGGUCAGUGGAGAAACAAGUUCCAGGUCGUUAUUGCUGGAUCCAACGGAUAUGUCAACAAAUCCAUCGCUACCCCUGACGGCUACAACGCUGGUGUCUACCUCAACAACGCUGCUAUCAACGCUCCUCUUGACUGCACUGGUGAUGACACUUUCCUCGAGUCCCACGUAUUCAACAACAAGCCCUUCGAUGCCAACCUCUGCGCAGCCGCUUGCAACAGCCAGGCCAAUUAUGCUCGUGCCACUGCUCAGGACGGCAAGUUCACCAAGGCUUGCAACUUCUUCAACACCUACCUCCUGUACAAGAACAAGGUCAACAUUGGCCAAUACUGCGCUCUUUACGACCAAUCUUGGGCAUCAUCUUACGCUAAGAACACUGGCUACUAUUACGGCCAGGAUGUCUACACCGUUGGCUUCUCGUACUCUUUCUCCAACAAGACCGACCCCGGCCAGCCUAGAUACCCCUGCGCUGUUGCUUCUGCCAAGUCUGCCAUCUCUUCUGCCACGCUCCAGAGCUACUGUUCUUCUAUCUUGACUCUCGCCGCUGCCACCACUCAGAUUGUCGUCUACACUCCCACCGUCUCGGCUACCACUUUGACCACUCUUUCAGGUGCCAACGCCAAGCGUGCUGCUUCCGCUACCCCUUCUGCUCUCCAGAAGUACGCGCCUUCGGUUGUUACCCAGGCUUGUGGCUUGGCUGUCACCUCCGGCGCUACUGCCACCACCACCACCACUGCUUCUCCCACUACUGUCUACAUCGCCACGUCGGUUGUUCCUGCUUAGUAAAUGUUAGGAGAUGAUUGCUCUACUGCAGAAGUCAAGGACUGCAAAUAGAUCGCGGGUUUGAGCUUUUCUUAAUGAGGUGGUGUUUUCGGGUUUUGAUUUUUCUAAGAUAUCAUGGGAGGGAUCAGGGGG